Messenger RNA from Microthlaspi erraticum, 462 nucleotides. NCBI's taxonomy places the organism in Eukaryota, Viridiplantae, Streptophyta, Magnoliopsida, Brassicales, Brassicaceae. The record is from the annotation of a GenBank genome assembly.
AUGAGAAGGAUACUGGAAAUCCAUAAUGAAGGGGGAGGAGGCAAAUACUUAGGUGUCCCGGAGCAAUUUGGGAGAAAAAAAACAGAGAUGUUUCAGUAUAUUGUCGACAAAGUUAAAGAGCGAACUCAGGGUUGGCACAAAAGCUUUUUGUCUACUGGGGGUAAAGAGGUUCUACUUAAGUCGGUCGCCAUUGCAUUACCGGUGUAUUCGAUGAAUGUUUUCAAGUUACCAACAGGAAUGUGUGAAGAAAUAAAUAGUGUGUUGGCUAAGUUCUGGUGGAAUACGAAUGAAGAGAGAAAAGGAAUGCAUUGGUUUAAGUGGAAGCCGCUAUGCUUCCCGAAAAAAGAAGGUGGAAUUGGCUUUAGAGAUAUUGAAAGCUUUAACUUGGCACUCUUGGGGAAAACAAGCAUGGAGAUUGUUGCAGAAUUCAGAAUGUCUUAUGGCUCGUGUGAUGAGAGGUAG